Messenger RNA from Fragaria vesca subsp. vesca, 1002 nucleotides. RefSeq lists its product as uncharacterized. NCBI's taxonomy places the organism in Eukaryota, Viridiplantae, Streptophyta, Magnoliopsida, Rosales, Rosaceae. The transcript has a single exon. Bases 1 to 1002 code for a protein of 333 amino acids. The record is from RefSeq and is a predicted model, not a curated record.
AUGGAGCACUUUCGAUUUAUAUGUUCUACUACUGUGCAACCCUCGAGCCAAAUUGAUCAGCCUACUCUUAGAAUUGAGUUAACACCUUGUGAUCUGCAACUCAUUGUGUUAGAUUACAUCCAAAAGGGCAUUCUCUUCCACAAACCUCAAUCCAAUUACCCGAAAGAUCCCAACAAGAGCUUACUCGAGCAUCUAAAAGCCUCCUUCUCCCGCACAUUGGACAUCUUCUAUCCCCUCGCCGGCCGUCUCGCCAUAACUGAAAAUGAUCAAGAUAACACAACCUCAUUUUCCGUUGACUGCAACGGCGUCGGAGCCCAAUUUGUCCAUGCAGCCGCCGAUGGUGUCACGGUGGCGGAUGUCCUCGAUCCUAUUUUAGUUCCCGACGACAUCGUUUACUCAUUCUUCCCGUUGAAUGGUGUUUUGAACUACCAAGGCACGUCCACGCCGUUGCUUGCAGUGCAAGUCACAGAGCUUGUUGAUGGCAUAUUCAUUGGUCUUAGUAUGAAUCACUCAGUUGUUGAUGGUACGUCGUUUUGGAACUUCUUCAAUACUUGGUCCGACAUCUCUCGUUGCGGGAAAACUUCGCAGCCGGUGCCGAUUUUCAGCCGUCAGUUUCUUGAUGGCAUAAUUGAUCUCCCGGUUCGCAUACCUCACUUCCGGGACCAAAUCCCUGCUGCAGAAAGUACUUCUUCUUUACCUCCAGUUCUCCUGCAACAAAGAGUGUUUCACUUCUCUAAAGAAAAAAUUGCAGGGAUUAAAGCUAAAGCAAAUUCCCAAAUGGGAACGAGCAAGAUCUCAUCCCUUCAAGCACUCUUGGGUCGUCUUUGGUUAUCCAUAGCCCGAGCUGAAUGUCACAGUUCAGGCACUGACCAAGAGACUAAAUACAAGAUCUUAGUAGGGAUGAGGCAGAGAUUGAAGCCGCCAUUGCCGGACCAAUACCUCGGAAAUGCGGUUCUAUUUGGGGUAGUGAAGUCCACGGUAGGCAAUCUGGUUGAGCAAUAA